CUUUGUUGACAUUUGUCCUUUUCCGCAAACCACAACGGGGAUAGAACAAACUCUACAAUAACACCGAUCAUCACCUGGCCUCCCGUGGCUAGAAAGCAUUUACCACGCAGCACAGACUGUGUCUCUGCUUCCAGAUAUUUACUAUAAACUACCUCCUUUACCCAGCUAGCUAGCUUAGCUAGCUAUCAUCGCGCACCUCGAAUCCAAAGCACACCGCUUAAACCCCAGGACUCUCCAACCGCAACACCUCCUCUACACCACCAACACAGCACUCAAAAGAGGAAAAGCGAGAAGAAAAACAUGGACAUCCUCCGCUCAAUUCUCCAGCCCAUUACGCACAACCUGCCAGCUCCAAUCGCAGAAGCAGCCAGCACUCUUCUCGGGCCAGUAUGCUACCAGACACUCGUCUUGGACAUUGACCCAUUCUCUUCCCCCGAGUGCAUCAAGCUUGCGAUCUCGAAAGCACUUGGCAUUGGAAUUGUGCUCGUAUCCUCGAUCGUCAAAGUCCCUCAAAUCAUCAAACUCGUCGCAUCUGAAUCCGCCGCCGGUCUAUCACUCCCAUCUAUUCUUCUCGAAACUGCAUCCUACCUGAUUUCGCUCGCGUACAACGUGCGGCACGGGUUUCCCUUUAGCACCUAUGGCGAGACCGCCUUGCUCUCUGUGCAAGAUAUCGUUAUUGCCGCCUUGGUACUUUCAUAUUCGGGCCGGACGGUCGGCGCAGGAAUAUUCAUUGCCCUUCUCGCCGUAGUGGCGGGCGCGUUGUUCCAAGAGCGCGCCGUCAAUGCUGAGCUGCUGGCCUAUCUCCAGGCCGCAGCGGGACUGCUCAGCGUCGCGAGCAAAGUGCCCCAGAUCUAUACAAUCUGGAAAGAGGGUAGCACGGGCCAGUUGUCUGCGUUUGCAGUGUUUAAUUAUCUCGGUGGAAGCUUGUCCCGGAUCUUUACGACCCUGCAGGAAGUUGAUGACAAACUCAUCUUGUAUGGUUUCGUCGCCGGCUUUGUCCUCAAUGCGGUUCUAGCGGCCCAGAUGGUGCUCUACUGGAACAAGUCGCCCGCGGCAGGCCAGAAGAAGUCGGCAGGAAAAGCCAAAGGAAAGGCGGAAAAGACCACCUCGAGUCCCGCCGCGGGGACAAAGUCGAGAAAGCCUGCCACUCGGAGACAGGGGUGAAAAUUGAGCCCUACUCUGAUUUUUAUUUCUUUUUUGGCUUUCUUCAUUAUUAAUCUUUCCUCCUUUUCUUCUCUUUCCUCCAGGGCGGAGAGAAUAUCAAAAUUAAUCUUGGCAGAAGGGAAUGUUGGCUCGUUGGAUUUAGCUCCGCCCCGUUAUACCUAAUUGAUCAAGCUGUUUCCACUUUCUGUUUGUUACUUUUUGGUAUUGAGUCUGUAAGAUUAUUGCUUUUUAGUAUCUAGGCUGUAGGAUUAAUUCUAAUAUAAGAGCAAGUGAAGGCAAAAAGACGCUGUUCCCUUUUACUCCUUUUUUCCUCUUCUUCCUCUCCUUCUCUCCCUUCUUCUU
Molecule: messenger RNA, 1506 nt
Organism: Xylona heveae TC161
Lineage: Eukaryota; Fungi; Ascomycota; Xylonomycetes; Xylonales; Xylonaceae
Product: mannose-P-dolichol utilization defect 1 protein
Exons: 1
Coding region: 301-1164 (287 amino acids)
Source: RefSeq, a predicted model, not a curated record